AUGGCUUCAAGCAGAUGGCUCUUGUUGUUAUUCAUCUUUGAGACUCUGAUGGCGUCGCAUCAUGGCAUCAGACAAUGUUUAAGAGGCGUCUCAAUGAAUGUGAUCCUCCUGGACGACGAGGAGUCUCCCUGGAGCUUGAAGUUUGUCCGAGGACAAAUACUGAAGGCCCUGGAGUCCGAGUCCGUGCAAGAAAACGACAUUCAAUUCAAUCUGACGGUGAAAUUUGGUGGCUUCAACACAACCUACUAUCGACGAAGGGGCUGCCACAGUACUGCGUGUGAAGGAGUGGCCGAGUUAAAAAAUCUUAUUCAUUCACAUAGCCUGGGCUGCGCCGUGCUAGGCCCCACGUGCACGUAUGCCACUUUCCCCUUGGUCGAUGCUGAGAAGGGACUAAAAUUAAGCACACCCAUCAUCUCAGCCGGCAGCUUUGGACCCUCCUGUGACGACACGCUCAACCUGCAGCGUCUCCUGCCACCCGCGCGCAAAAUCUCUGACUUUUUUGUCCACUUCUGGAACCAAAAUAACACCAUCAAGCCGGUGUGGGAGACAGCAUAUGUGUACAAGAUUCAGCCUAGCACGGAGGAAUGCUCUUGGUAUAUAAAUGCACUGGAAGCAGCCACACACAUGUUUGCUCAGAAGGUAAAAAGAACAAUGCUGCGCAAACCAGAAGACCUCAAAGAAGUCCUGUCGUCUCACAGGAACAGGGCAAGCAACUUGUUCAUCAUGUGCGGCUCAGUGAAGGAUGUUGUGGAGGUGAAGAAUCUUACAGCAGAAGCGGAUAGCAGUGAGAUUCUCUUCAUCCUUAUCGAUCUCUUCAAUGAUCAAUACUACAUCAACACGACGUCUCAUCCGUCCAUGAAGAAUGUGUUGGUACUCACCAUGCCCAACACCAGGAACUACACCAUCAAUUCAGACCCGGAAAGCAACAACACAAUGAAUGACUACAUGGCUGCGUACCACGACUCAGUGUUGCUGGUCAGUCGGGCGAUGAGGGAAAUACUUGCGAAACCUCACUCAGGGGCUCAUCAGAUCCCACAUGUUACAAUGAAUUACCUUAGGAACAUCUCAUUUAAUGGCAUCGCAGGGAACUAUCGGCUCGACAAGCAUGGUGAUAGAGAUGUGAAUCUUUCUAUCAUUUACACAACUAAUGAGAACGAGUAUCACAUCUUAUUCGAGUUUGACACGGAGUACAGCUUGACCACGCUGAUUGAGGACCACCCCUCCUUUGUCUGGGGGGCAAGACUUCCGAAUUUCAGGCCGGAUGAAGAGGAGGCGUCACUCGACAUCGUCGUCAUCAUCUUGGCUGUGAUGGUGGUGGUGGCGGCCAUCAUCGCUUUCAUCUUCUACAGACAGAACAGGAGAGAUCGUCUCCUGAGGAAACAGUGGUCCAUCUCCCAUAUCCCCUCUGACCUUGUCACCCUGCUGGAGGAAAACUCGCUCAACCAAGUCUAUCUGAAGAUUGAAGAGAGGAAAAAGGUUUAUAAAAUCCGCCGCGCACUCUAUGAUAAGAAGAUUGUCAUCCUGAAGGAGCUCAAUCACUCUGAUGGAAACUUCAAUGAGACACAGAAAGUGGAACUUCACGCGCUCCUGCAAAUUGACUACUACAACCUCACUAAAUUCUACGGCACAGUGAAGUUCGAUCAGGGUGUGUUUGGGGUGUUUGAGUAUGGUGAACGGGGAUCGCUUCGGUAUGUACUGAACGACAAGGUGUCCUAUCCAGAGGAGACGUUCAUGGACUGGGAGUUCAAGAUCUCCGUCAUGUAUGACAUUGCCAAGGGCAUGUCCUACCUCCAUGCCAGUGACAUCCAGGUGCAUGGACGCCUCAAGUCCACCAACUGCGUGAUGGACAACCGCAUGGUGGUGAAGAUCACAGAUUUUGGCUGCAACUCUUUUCUCAAGCCUGGCAGAGACCUUUGGACGGCACCCGAGCACUUAAGGAAAGAGGGCACCUCACAGAAGGGAGACAUAUACAGUUUCGCCAUCAUUGCUCAUGAGAUCGUUCUCAGGAAAUCGACCUUCUACACUGAAUGCUGCUCCAACCGUGCAGAAAAGUUAUCCAGGGUCAUCAUGUCCUACUUCAGACCUGAUCUGGACUUGUACACAGCUUCAGAUAAAGAACUUGAGGUAUACAUGUUGAUAAAAAGUUGUUGGGAGGAGGAUGCUGAUAAAAGACCAGAUUUCAAGAAGGUGGAAAGCUGUUUGGGCAAAAUCAUCAGUAAAAUUCACAACAAAGACAAUGAGAGCUACAUGGAUAACAUGAUACGUCGGCUGCAGAUGUAUUCCAAAAACCUGGAGCAUUUGGUGGGGGAGAGAACGGCACUUUAUAACAUGGAGAGGGACAGAGCGGACCGCCUCAACUUCAUGCUUCUGCCACGGCCUGUGGUGAAGAGCCUGAAGGAGUCGGGUGUAGUGGAGCCCGAACUGUACGACAAGGUCACCAUUUACUUCAGCGACAUUGUGGGCUUCACCACGCUGUGCCAAUACAGCACGCCCAUGGAGGUGGUCGACAUGCUCAAUGACAUUUACAAGGGGUUUGACAGCAUCUUGGACCACCAUGAUGUCUACAAGGUGGAGACAAUAGGUGAUGCCUAUAUGGUGGCGUCUGGCCUACCGAACCGUAAUGGCAACAGGCAUGCGGUAGAUAUCUGCCGCAUGGCCUUGGACAUUUUGGCCUUCAUGGGUACCUUCCAGCUCCGACACCUGCCUGGCAUCCCUGUGUGGAUACGCAUCGGCGUCCACUCAGGUCUGUGUGCAGCAGGCGUGGUCGGAGUAAAAAUGCCCAGAUAUUGUUUAUUCGGAGACACGGUCAACACGGCGUCUCAAAUGGAGUCUACGGGACACCCCCUGCGGAUCCACGUCAGUCAGUCCACUAUAAAUAUCCUGACGAGGACAAACUUCAAGUUUGAAUACGAGUACAGAGGUGAAACUUAUCUAAAGGGUAAAGGAACAAAAACAACCUACUGGUUGACUGGUGAGACAGGCGCAGACUACGACCUCCCAACUCCACCCACAACGGAGAACUUCCAACGGCUCCAGCAGGACCUCGCCCACAUGAUCUUGGCAUGUCUGCAGCAGCGUUCCCGAGGGUCCAUGCGCCGAAAGAGGCCAUUUCUCAGUCAGAGUACGGGUGAGGGCAAGGAACCAGAAACAGAAAUGGAUCCCCCAGAAUACUUGCAUCUGGCCACAGUGGAUAACACCCUGAGCACCUUCCUGUAGGACAAAUGUAAACAUCAUAAGGGAAAGACCUUCAGAUAUUUAUUUUUUUAUUUCAGUUAUGCACUCACCAGACAGGACGUUAGGUACUCACACCUAUAUCCAUCCAUUUUCAAUUGCGUUUGUCCUCAUUAAGAUGACAAGUGAGCUGGAGUUUAUCCCAUCUGACUUUGGGGAAAAGCCAGACGACACUCUGGACUGGUCACCAGCCAAUCACAGCAGUUUGCAUUCUCCUGCAACCUGGACAAGUGGCAUGUAAAGUC
Phyllopteryx taeniolatus (common seadragon) is the source of this 3476-nucleotide messenger RNA. It is a transcript of the gene gucy2cb, whose product is annotated as guanylate cyclase 2Cb. The record is from RefSeq and is a predicted model, not a curated record. Gene Ontology annotation, cellular component: membrane. NCBI's taxonomy places the organism in Eukaryota, Metazoa, Chordata, Actinopteri, Syngnathiformes, Syngnathidae. Gene Ontology annotation, biological process: protein phosphorylation; receptor guanylyl cyclase signaling pathway; intracellular signal transduction. Gene Ontology annotation, molecular function: guanylate cyclase activity; peptide receptor activity; protein kinase activity. The transcript has 27 exons. Bases 1 to 3216 code for a protein of 1071 amino acids.